AUGAACAUUUCGCCGACACCAUCAGCAGCCACACAGUCCCAGAUCAUAAUGCCUCCUUCCCCAUGCCAAACAAUGGGUACCACGCAACCUGGAUGUCACACACUUGAGAGUGGGAGGACAAAGUUAAGCGCGAAUUUAGUAAUUUUUUGCAUUUGUUACCGUCACAUAAACGAAAUGGCUUCUAAGUACUUCGCAGUUGUAUUUCUCAUCGGUGCUGCUCAAGCAGGCAUUAUUUCAGUACAGGAGCAGCAUGGAGUGCCUUUUGAGCAUCAGCAGCACCAACAGCACCAUGAUGCAGCAGUUCUAUAUCAUGCACCUGCACAGGUGGCACACGUUGCACACUCGCCUGCCGCUCAUGCCGUUCACUUGCAAGCUGCUCACGAACAGUAUCCCGAUGAUCCUCAUCCUCAAUACAAUUUCGCUUAUGAUGUGCAGGAUGCCGUUUCUGGUGAUUCCAAAAGCCAGUCCGAGAGUCGUGACGGCGAUGUAGUUCAUGGUGAAUACUCCUUGAACGAUGCUGAUGGUUAUCGUCGCACAGUUAAAUAUACUGCCGAUUCGGUCAAUGGUUUCAAUGCUGUGGUAGAACGUGAACCCCUUACCCACAAAGUAGUCGCUGCUGCACCGGUGCACUAUCAGCACUCCCCCGCCGCUGCUCAAGCAUAUGCCGCAGUGCCAGUUCAACACCAAGCCGUUCAUACGAGCUACGAAGCUCCUCAUCAAGAAGAGCAGCAAUACUUCCAUCACUAAUUGACUGAAUUAUAAGCAUCAUUUCCCAGCUAUUCUUCUUUUUACAUAACAAACCAUUUGCAUAGA
Anastrepha ludens (Mexican fruit fly) is the source of this 813-nucleotide messenger RNA. Its product is annotated as cuticle protein 18.6-like. The record is from RefSeq and is a predicted model, not a curated record. NCBI's taxonomy places the organism in Eukaryota, Metazoa, Arthropoda, Insecta, Diptera, Tephritidae. Gene Ontology annotation, cellular component: extracellular matrix. The coding region runs from base 1 to 747 and encodes 248 amino acids. The transcript is spliced from 3 exons.